This is a messenger RNA of Mucor velutinosus, 1449 nucleotides long. RefSeq lists its product as uncharacterized. The record is from RefSeq and is a predicted model, not a curated record. The transcript is spliced from 5 exons. The coding region runs from base 1 to 1449 and encodes 482 amino acids. Lineage: Eukaryota; Fungi; Mucoromycota; Mucoromycetes; Mucorales; Mucoraceae.
AUGACACAGUCACCCAGUUUACGCUUCUUUAGUAGCUUCAAAGGAGGAGGAGCAGCAGGAGCAGGAGCAGGAGCAGGAGCAGGAGGAGCAAGUAACAGGCAACAGCCCAAGGUACCUGUUGAGCAAGAAGCGACAAAUCAACCAGACAAUGUGCAAGGCUGGCUGAUGAAUGUGGAGUCUUACCACCGAGAGUCUCCACAUGUUGCUACCAUUGUCGAUGCAGAUAACAACAGUAUUCCAAUUGAGCAUGUUCGAAAUAAUAGAUCUGGAAGACCUGGGUCAAUUGCUUCAGAAGAUAGCGUUAAUUUGGACGAACUUAUCAAUGCCAAUUUCACAGUGGACAUGGAUGAUGAGACAGAUUUACCUGAUCUUGCUGAUCUGGAUUUGGAUGAUUCAAAUGAUGAUUUCUGGAAGAUGGAAAAGAGUGAUACUAUCAGCAACCUAGCUACUGGCUUUGAUGACUUUUCCAAGUCGAUUGCAGAUAACAUUGAUUUGGAUUGGAGUCCAACGGAUACAGAUGCAAACCAUAUGGAAACCUCUUUGCCAGUGACACCUUCAUCGGAUAUUGCAUCGAGAUACAGACGAUCUGAUAGUAUCAGCAGUGAAAAUAGCCUGACUUCGCAAUCAACCAUCACUCAAUACGCAAAAUACGGCCUCACACCAGUAACGUAUCCAUCCGAGUCCUCCUCCACAUCGUCUCGCUCGUUGAGUCGUCAAAGCAACUACUCAACGGCAUCAUCCAACACCACCUCAGGUAUACCUCAUCCUCGCACCAACUCAUCGUCAAACAACACCCACAAUGCCAAUGGUGGCAUACCUACACCAAGUCGUUCCUAUACACUGAGAGAUAGCAAUGUUGCGAAAAGCAAUGCGUCAUAUAUACUCUCCCCUUCCAACAAGAAGGGAUCUACACAGCGCACCGCCUCACAGCUAGCGAAACGUGCAUCUCACAUUCCCGCACCCGCAUCUUACACAUCAUCGUCCCCAUCGCCACAAAGAACCAUCUCAUCAUCUUCAUCAGGUCUUCGUGUGCCAACAACACCCACAGCAACUCAAAAGAGAAUACCCCAACGAUCGAGCCACAUACCCUCUGUUCGAGAAUCUCUACAUCGUCCUGGUUCGCCACUGCAACAUCACCCUCAACAGCCUCAUCGAAGACCAUCCGCAACACCAUCACGAAUAGGUAUGCGAAGUCCAACGCCAGGUGGACCUAGAAACAGUAUAUUUGCUGCUCCCAACAAAGAGCAACAACAAAAGAGAUCCAUCACACCUACAACUCGUUAUCAAUCUCAUCAAUCGGCUGGUACUGAAGACAAUAGACCUGCUUCGGCUAUGGCCAGUAGACCAAGUGGUUUGCGUCCACCAGGAAGUAUUGCUGCUGCUUCUUCUGCCAACAGUGUAAGAAGUGUGAGCCGUAUUGGUACUUACAAAAAGCCCACUUCGUCAUGA